AUGCGUUUUGGUCAUGACGCCGAAGAUGCUGUCGAUAUAUCUGCCAUAAAAGGCAUUCGGAUCGAGGAUAGUAGAUGUAUUGGGCCAUUUACAUUAGUAACACCAUUAUCUAUUAGAAAAGGAGAAAAACAAUUGUCAUAUUCGUCCGCAAACCAAACACGUUGCAUAACAAUUGUUAGCAAUGCUAUUGAACGUGGUUUUGCCCGAAUAACAAAUUUUAAAUUAUUAGCUAACACUAUUGUCACAAACUAUCUUCCUGUUCUACAUAAUAUAUUUCAAAUAAUAUUAGCAACAGACAAUUGUUUUUAUCCACCAUUAAUUAACAAUAUCGAAAGGAUAAACAAAGAUAUUGAACGGAUCAUUCAAAGAUUAGAUUUAGAAAAUGACAUAGACGAUGAGGAAGCCGAUACAUCCGGAGGUUGGACACAAUUUAGUAUCAAUCACUUAAUAGAUGAAUGGUUUUUUCCACCAUUAUCAGAACCAAUUAUUAGAAAUUGGUGCGCAUUAGUGUAUGCUUUUGAAUUAUCAGAACAAUAUCUACAACAGAUGAUAACCGACAUGAAAAUAAUGAAACAUAUUAAAUAUCCAAACACCAUCAGGUGUCAUAAUAUUAUUAGUAGAUUUGCAUCUGUUGAUUCUAUAAAUCCAAGAAAACAUAUCGUGUACAUUCAGCCUUUGCACAUGCUUGACAAACUUGCGACAGCUGCUUCGGUUCUAAUGGCUGACAGUGGCAUAGCAAUCGGUAUUGAUUUGGGCACGACAUACUCAAAUCCGAACAACACCGUCUUCAAUGUCAAACGUCUCAUUGGUCUCAAGUUUGACGAUGCGACGGUCCAAAGCGAUAUGAAACAUUGGCCGUUCAAAGUCAUCAACGAGGGAUCGAAGCCUAAGGAAGCUUAUCUUGGCAAGAAAGUUACCAACGCCGUAAUCAGUGUGCCGGCCCACUUCAAUACCUCUCAACGACAGGCAACAAAAGACGCUGGAGUACUCGCUGGUCUCAAUGUUCUUCGCCUCAUCAGUGAACCAACAGCUGCCGCCCUUACAUACGGUCUUGAGAACAAGGUAACGGUCGAACGAAACGUUCUCAUCUUCAAGUUGGGCGGUGGCACAUUAGGUGUUUCUAUUCUCACAAUUGAAGAAGGCAUCUUCCAAGUCAAAUCUACAGCUGGUGAUGCUCGCUUGGGUGGCGAAGAUUUUGACAAUCGAAUGGUAUCACACUUUGUGCAAGAGUUCAAACGAAAGAAUCACAAAUAUAUUGGCGAUAACAAACGUGGCCUUUGUCGUCUGCGCAAAGCAUGCGAGCAAACUAAACGAACUCUGUCCUCAUCUUCGGAAGCCUCGAUCGAAAUUGACUCUUUACACGACGGCAUCGACUUCUAUUCGACGAUUACGCGUGCUCGCUUUCAAGAGCUCAAUGCUGAUCUGUUCCGUGCAACGCUAGAACCAGUCGGACAGGUAUUGCGCGAUGCCAGAAUGGACAAAUCACAAAUUCACGAAAUUGUACUUGUUGGCGGUUCGACCCGAAUCCCGAAAGUACAGCAACUCUUGAAAGAUUUUUUUAACGGCAAAGAGCUCAACAAAUCGCUCGACCCGGACGAGGCUGUCGCCUAUGGGGCCGCCGUUCAUGCUGCCAUUCUUACAGGUGACACGUCGAAAGAGUUGAAAGAUGUGUUCUUAUUCAAUGUUGCACCGCUCUCGUUGGUAAGUCGGUCUUUUGUUAGUUUCGUUUUUAAUGGAUGACAAUGGUUCCGUUCCGCAUAAGGUAUCGAAACGGCUGAAGGCGUAAUGACCGUUUUGAUCAGACGCAAUACCACCAUUCCUGCAAAGCAAACACGAACAUUUACGACCUAUUCGGACAAUCAAACUAGUGUGCUCGUUCAAAUCUACGAAGGCGAGCGAACAAUGACCAAGGACAACCAUUUACUCGGCAGAGUCGAAUUAUCCGGUAUUCCUCCUGCUUCUCGUGGGUAAGUCGCUCAGAAUGGAAUGUUUUUUCUUUAGCUUCAAUCCAUCCUUAAAACUUUUCCUUCUAGUGUUCCACAAAUUGAAGUGACAUUUAAUAUUGAUGGUAACAGUAUUCUGACUGUCUCGGUAAUGGACAGAAGUUCGGGCAAAGAAAAUAAGGUCACUAUUACCAACGGCAAUUGUCGUUUGUCGAAAGAUGAGAUCGAACGAAUGGGGCACUUCCAACUAGUUAUAUCCGAUAACACCAGUUAUUUAUCCAAACAAAUGAAUAAAUACCCAGACCGUUCAAAACGGCCAAGUUAACGGCGUGUUAACGUCCCAUUAAGUCUACGUUAACGGGCCGUAAACGUACCGUUUUUACACCGUUAUGCACCGUUUUUACGCCGUUUUUUCACCGUUAACUGGGACCGUAUUACGGCCCAUUUUUACACCGUUUUUUGGCCGUUUUUACGCCGUUUACAGACCGUUAACGUGCCGUUUGUGCGCCGUUUUUAUAGGGUAAACGUAUCGUUUUUAAGCCGUUACUUAUGCAUUUUCAGCUUAUUACUUUAAGCCGGUUUUGUUUACUGAGACCGGUUGGUAUUCUAUAGAAGAUUUUUAGGUCAGAUGACUUGCACUAACUUUAUUCAAUCAGAAAAAAGUUAUUGAGAA
Molecule: messenger RNA, 2616 nt
Organism: Didymodactylos carnosus
Lineage: Eukaryota; Metazoa; Rotifera; Eurotatoria; Philodinida; Philodinidae
Source: the annotation of a GenBank genome assembly